GGGAGACCCCAAUGGAUUUCUAGUCCAUCGCCUUAACCACUCGGCCACGACUACUGCAUAUACAGUCUCUCAGGUUUUCCGCAUUUGUCCGUCAAAUCGGCGCCUUCGCCCCCUCACUUUCUGCAGUACUUCUUCCUAGCGUGUUCCCGACUCGGCGCCACCCCCGCCGAGGGUCGCCGGGAUUUGCGCCGUUCUUGGUAUCAAACCGCUCCCGCCCAGGAACGAGUCCCAGGCGUACCCACCCCGUAGCCGGGGUCAGGAGGACGAAAGUCACCUCGCCCCGUCUCGGCUAAGGCGCUCUCAGACAACGAUGGCGGCAGGGAGACGAAAAAGACGAGACGAGACGAGAAAGCCUAGCAAAACACCACAUGCUCCUGCCGUGACUCGGAUUCGAACCGAGGUUGCUGCGACCACAACGCAGAGUACUGACCACUAUACGAUCACGGCCGCCCAACGCCCGGCGCCACCGCCGCAGACGCCGACUCCUUUCCGCCCCACUCCUCCAGCCAUGUUCCCGAUGGUAAGGGGAUGGAUGGCAAUUUCACCGAAGAAAAGUAAAGUGGCGAUGGCGCAGCAAAAUAGCACCAUGACCUCCCCGUCGGGGAAUCGAACCCCGGUCUCCCGCGUGACAGGCGGGGAUACUCACCACUAUACUAACGAGGAGCGCCUUAGUAUGUUGAGGCCGGGUGUAACCAGGCUAGGCAGGAAGCGCCUGAGGGGAAAUGGCGGCCGUCUGGGCGCCUUCAGGGAGCCGUCAGCGCUGCCGCGCCCGAGCGGGCACGGAGGGAGACCCCACCGAGGCUUUCCUAACUACCUGCGGCUCGCGACUUCCUGCAUUUGCGUUGCUCUAAGCUUGAACACGAGGUUUACGGGGCGGAGGGGUAACACGGAAAGGAACGCGGUACGGCCAAGAGGAAACUGGACUUGGGCGGUCAUGGGGGCACAGUGAGUGCGAGCUGGACCGGCACCUCUCCCCAUCCUAUCCCACUCUGGGCCAGGCCAAGUGUCACCCGUACACCAGGAGCUGACAGCAGGUGAGCUGAUACCACGUGAUGACUGGGAGAGAGGAGCCCUAUGUCUAAUUCCUCGUUAGUAUAGUGGUGAGUAUCCCCGCCUGUCACGCGGGAGACCGGGGUUCGAUUCCCCGACGGGGAGACAUACUAGCUUUUUGGGUUUUCCCCCCCCUCAAACGGUGGGGGAAAAAAAACCCACGCCCCACUUGCUUUUCCCCUCCCAGCUCAGCAAGUUCGAGCUGAGAGACAAGACAAUCACAUUUGUCCAAAGCUGGGAGGAGCAUGAAGGCACGCAGCAGCGUCCUGAUCCACCAUGGACCUCCCCGGCAAUGGAGCCGGCCCGAGCAGCAUUACUCUGCUGUGUGAUCGCGGCACAGACGCUCAGUGCUGAUUUUCUCAAAGACAGCCAUUCUUCCAUUCUCAUGAGGUAACACCGAGACCUCAACCCACAUCAGCCAAAUUAUGCUGCUGCAGCACAUCUUAAACCAUUUCCCCCGCUCCUACAAUCAAAACAUCACCAAAAUACAUGUGAAGUACUACCUUUUACACAGCUUCCUGAAAGCACAGUUUAAGGUUUAAUAUAAUACCAAAUAUUCCCUUUAUUCUUUAAAAAAAUGUUUUUAAGCACACCAACAUUUUAAAAGGGUAAGCAGUGCUAUUUAGGCACAGAUAAUGCUUUCAUUUCCCUGAAGACACCACAGUAGUUUGCCAUUUUGCAGUCAUCUAAAGCGUGCAGAGUAGCCCUGUGAGGCCUUCACCAGUCCUUCACAAGGCAACAGCAACAGGGGAUGACAACAUUAGCCCAUCAGUCUAAAAAAAUGAGUUCAAACAUUUGCAAGUUCUAACAAGUCUACAGCAUAAUUAAGGCAGGAGGUAAGAGUAUAAAUAGACACACUGAAACACCACACAACAGCAGUUUGAAUGGGCUGGUUUGCAGG
Passer domesticus (house sparrow) is the source of this 1951-nucleotide messenger RNA. RefSeq lists its product as uncharacterized. Lineage: Eukaryota; Metazoa; Chordata; Aves; Passeriformes; Passeridae. The transcript is spliced from 3 exons. Bases 311 to 949 code for a protein of 212 amino acids. The record is from RefSeq and is a predicted model, not a curated record.